Microthlaspi erraticum is the source of this 249-nucleotide messenger RNA. Lineage: Eukaryota; Viridiplantae; Streptophyta; Magnoliopsida; Brassicales; Brassicaceae. The record is from the annotation of a GenBank genome assembly.
AUGAGGGUGAUGAAGAAACAGUUCAAGAAUGGCUUGUUGAGCGCCAUGAAGAGCAAGCUGAUGAUAUUAAUCUGGUGCAAACUUCCCAAGCUCCACGGAAACGAGAUCUUUAUGAUGAUGAUUUUGAAUCCGAAGCAGAGGAUGGUGGAGACAUGGAGUUUGAACCAGAACACUUUCCUGAAGAUCCUGUGUUUCGUGACCCAUCACUUGCUUAGCAACUGUGGCUUAUUAACUAUUUCGAUGUACUAA